UACAUAACGAUAUGAACCCAUUUUAGCUCCAGAAAGCUUCCCCUAUACAAUAUAUGUACGACAUGGUAUUCUACAUACCUACACUUUACCUACAUACAUAGCAUAUACCUAAUAUUGACUUCUAAUUUCUAAUUAUAUCUAUAUCGACUUGCUCACAAAGUUACAUGUACUCACUCACCCUAACAGAAUAAGCUUUCUUCAACCCCAAAACUCAAAACCAACUGAACCAAACUAUUACAGCCCGACAUUCUACCGGGCCGUUCCCUCCCCCCUUCCCUUCCCUCGAGAAGACCAACCAAGGAGGCUACAUACCCAGGAAAUCGAAUAAGAGUAUUAAAGACAAGGCCAACUCCAGAAGACGAAGACGGAAGCACAGCCAACCAUGGCGAACCUCCCCUCCCAACACCCACACCUCUCCCUCCACCUAACCGACCGCGCCCUAACCCCCCUCAUAACCUCCUCGCGCUCGCGCCCCCAGCUCGACGCCCUAACCUCUCUAUCCCACUCUGCCCUCAACGCCCACGAGUCCGCAUUGCGCCUCGGCCUCGGCGCACCGCAGCGCAUCAUAGUCGAGCACGACACCAGCACCAGCACCCUCUCCUCCUCUACCUCCUCCUCCCUAACCACCUCCUCAUCCGCCUCCCUCUUCCCCACCGGCCCCGUCCUCCUCCAAUCCUUCCUCCGCGCCAACCCAUCAUCAUCUCCCUUCCCGCCCUCCCGCCCCUCCACCAGCGCCGCCGCCAGAACAAACGGGCAGCCUACCCCUCGCGGCGCAAGAUCCGGCAACGACUCCUCCUCCUCCUUCGUCUCUAAUAGCGACAGCCACCACGACGAAGACGAAUCAACCCCUCAACCCGAAAACAGCCCCUCUCCCGCAACAAGCCCAACCCACACCCACACCCUCGAGCAACGCCUACACAACCUCCAACUCCAGACCACCGGCAUCAGCGCAAUGAUAGACGACACAGGCGGCGGCUCCCCCUCCUCGGAAGAAGACGCGAAUGCCCCGCCGAUGCUCGUGAGCAUCGUGAUCGCGCCCACCGCCGACGACGCGCGCGAUGGCCGCCGCGCGGCUGCGAGGCUCGAGCGUGUGGGGAGGGAGGUCCAGGCACGGUGGGCUGGGGCGCAGGAGCAGCAACAGUCGCAGCAACAAGCCGAAGAGGGGUUGGAGGAUGGGAGAGGAGGGGUAGACGGCGGUGCGGGGGACUGAAACUGAGCGGGGGAGGCAAGAAACACAGCGGAACACAGCAGAAACAAAGGGGGGAAAUUCAGGAAACACAACCCCGAACUUGAGAAAUCAAGAAAGUCCGGGAGGAUUAAGUUAAAUCCCGGUCUUUAAAAGCUAGAGGAAAAUAGAAAGGCGACAAGGAGACUGGCGGGGCGGGGUGGGUGGGAGAGAAGGGGUGUUAUUCUACGAUGGGCCACCUUCGUAAUGAUGAGAAGCUACGGAGUAGGUUGGGAGGUAUCCAGGGGCAAACUCCUAUGAAUUGAGAAGGCCCCCCGGUGGUGGCACUACUGGGGCAAACCCCCCCUCCCCCCCGGGACAGAGGUAGCGAAUCAAGCUAUCCGAGCAGAACACUCAAAUUUGAUCCCAAGGAAGGGAAAUCUCUAGCGAAAAGCUAAAGAGAGGCCUUUUUCUUCUUAGCUUGAGC
Molecule: messenger RNA, 1652 nt
Organism: Hypoxylon fragiforme
Lineage: Eukaryota; Fungi; Ascomycota; Sordariomycetes; Xylariales; Hypoxylaceae
Exons: 1
Coding region: 383-1210 (275 amino acids)
Source: RefSeq, a predicted model, not a curated record